Molecule: messenger RNA, 924 nt
Organism: Aspergillus caelatus
Lineage: Eukaryota; Fungi; Ascomycota; Eurotiomycetes; Eurotiales; Aspergillaceae
Product: amino acid permease-domain-containing protein
Exons: 5
Coding region: 1-924 (307 amino acids)
Biological process (GO): amino acid transmembrane transport
Cellular component (GO): membrane
Molecular function (GO): amino acid transmembrane transporter activity
Source: RefSeq, a predicted model, not a curated record
AUGUCUCUCUCGGAAAAGAAGACACAGGCCAUUGAGCCUGUGCGCAGUAUAGACGACGUCAUGGUGGGCGACGUGGAGGAGAAUAGGAAUGGGGAGUUCAAGAGAUCCUUGUCGCCGCGACAGAUCCAUGUCAUCUCGCUUGGCUCUAAUAUCGGAAGUGGUCUGUUCAUCGCGACAGGCAAAGCCCUAGCCAACAGUGGCCCCGGUAAUAUGAUCAUCUGUUACGGGCUUUUAUGUUCCGCCGUCUGGGGCAUACUUCAGUCAUUGGCAGAGAUGACCACUGCGUUUCCUGUUUCGGGUAACUUCAUAGAUUAUGCAGAUCGUUGGGUGGAUCUUGCACUUGCAUUUGGGGCUGGAUUCGCUGAAUGGCUGGGAUGGGCUGCCAUUAUCGGUUCCGAAGCGACGUUCUUUGAUGUUUUGGUCCAAUAUUGGGCGAAAGACUCAUUUCCCCUGGGAGCAUCUUUGACGAUUUUCCUGGUUGUUUGCAUGUCCAUAUUCGUCUUCCCGAAUAAAUGGUUCGGCUGGUUUGGAUAUGUGACUUAUUUGAUCAAGAUCGUCACGUUCCUGAUCAUCAUUCUCCUGUCACUGGCUAUAACGUUAGAUGCGGAUCCUCUGGCUAUGUCCACCACGGGAUUUGCGAACACCUUCCUCCUUGCUCUUUGGGCGGUUAGCGAUCAGGUAUUCAUCGGCAUCAUUAGAGGUGAAGCCAGAAAUCCGCGUUACUCCAUGGCCCACGCAACAAAACUCGUGUUUUUUCGUGCCAGUGUCGUCUACAUGCUAGCCAUCACAUUCAUUACCAUCCUUGUUCCUUCCGACGAUGGCCGAUUGCUUGGCAGCAGCGGCGUCGCGGCCUGCUGGCCAUCACCUCCGAGACCGUCUACGUUGCGUCACGAAUCCUGCGCACAAUGUCGCAUCAGAAACUGA